CUGUUGCACCGUCAUCGCCUCAUUGCUUGUUGAUUGUGGGAAAGUUACAAUGGAGCACUGAAGUCGUGCUUUCAUUCCUAUUUUUCUUUUCUUUCGACGGCCUUCUCCGUCGUCAGGCCAAUCCACCGCCCAGCUGUCACUCCGGUCGCUGAGGUGCAGGUCCCGUCCGAGAUAAUUGCUUAUCAAUCAGUGGCCCCGAUCGCCGCCGCGCCCACUGCAACACCCUAGCCACCAUGGAAGACAACGCCGAACUCGAGUCUUUUCGGCGCCAGUGGCGCGAGGAGGUCUCGCGCAAGUCAAGGCCAUCGAGACCUGAACCAGCUCACCCCAAGCCAUCCAGAUCCUCCGCAGCCCCGUCGAGCCAUUUACCUCCUACCCGCCACGAGGCAUCGGAGCGCAAAGAGGAAGAGGAAGGAGGCGCGACAUCUGUUGACCACGGAGAGAUCGUUCAUGGAGUCGGGCAUUUGAGCUUAGGAGUAUCUGAUGAAGAUGCGUUCCACUCGCGAGCACCUCGAAGCGAGCCCAAGUCGGCUUUGGAGCACUUUGAAAGAGCGGUCGAGAAGGAAGCCGAGGGAAAUCUGGGAGACAGUCUACAUCACUACCGCAAAGCAUACCGGUUAGAUGCAGCUGUCGAUAAAACAUACCGAAACAAGCAUUUUGCCUGGGCAUGGAAGAAGCCUGCGCAGACCGCAGCUCCCAGUGCUUCAGCCGGCAGUGCCGCGACAACGCAACAACCCACCGAUGAACCAACGACUGUGCCAACGCCUGAGCUCAUCGAUUCUUUUGCCCAUCUUCCUAUCCCACAAGCCGAGCCUCUCAUUGAGAAUACACCGCCUCCCCCAUGUCCCAUUGCGAAGGUCCCAUCUGAGGUUCUGGUCGAGAUCUUGAGGCAUGUGGCCUUGAUAGACCCGGCAGCAUUCUGUCGGACGGCGUUGGUCUGCAAACGUCUGGCGUAUCAUUUUGCGAACGAGCAGCACAUCUGGAAACGCCUUUGCCAGGGCUCUGAUUUCGGAUUUAAAGCUAUGCAUUAUUCGUUCGCUUGUGAUAUCCAUGGCAUACCGGAGUACACUUUGGCGCCUCGUUACACCCCCUUCCCUCGGUCGAUGCCCAUACAAAUUCCUGAACCGUUGUCCUCUUGGGGUGAGGUCUUUCAGAUGUUCCCUCGGAUUCGGUUCACGGGUAUCUACAUUAGCACUGUCAAUUACACCCGCCCAGGUGCCGCCUCGGUGUACCAGAACACUUCAUGGAACAGUCCCAUUCAUAUAGUGACCUACUAUCGCUAUCUACGCUUCUAUCCGGAUGGGACGGUCAUUUACUUACUUAGCACGGUGGAGCCCUUGGAUGUGGUCCCCUAUAUCAGCCAAGAAAACCUCAAGGCUGCGCGGGCAAUCUCCCAGAAGCAGCAUCGUCAAGCGCCAGACGCAGGCUCGACGGCUACUGAUACUAUUCCUCCCGUUGCAAUGGGAGCGCUGAAGCAGGCUCACCGGGGUCGCUGGCGCUUGGCCAAACCGGCACCCGCCUCCGAUUCGCCUGAGGAGGCUACACAGGAUGAUAUCAUUUCCGAAUAUGACUCGUUGCCAGCCAAGGCUCAAUCGACGGGCGCACCCGACCCUCGUGAUCUGAUCAUUGAAACCGAGGGGGUGGGACCGAAGUACAUGUACCUCCUGCAGCUCUCUCUUCGGUCAGUGUCAGCAUCCAAACCCAGUAACGCUAACAUGACGCCACCCAACCCGUCCAAGAACACCAAGCUGGCUUGGAAGGGCUACUGGAGUUACAACAAGCUCACGGACGACUGGGCAGAAUUUGGACUCAAGAACGACCGGGCCUUUGUAUUUCGACGUGUACGUGGCUGGGGUAUGCACUGAACAUAGAAUCGGUAGACACGGCUAUAGUAACUGUAGAAUGGCAUCAUUGCCAAUGCGGAUGAAGGCAUAGAUCUAAAAGAAUGAUAAGGUCAUAUAGCAAGAUUAGCUGAUUAAAGAAGUAUAAUCCACACACCUC
Messenger RNA from Aspergillus sclerotioniger CBS 115572, 2001 nucleotides. Its product is annotated as putative F-box protein (Pof7). The transcript is spliced from 2 exons. The coding region runs from base 234 to 1865 and encodes 543 amino acids. The record is from RefSeq and is a predicted model, not a curated record. Gene Ontology annotation, biological process: SCF-dependent proteasomal ubiquitin-dependent protein catabolic process. NCBI's taxonomy places the organism in Eukaryota, Fungi, Ascomycota, Eurotiomycetes, Eurotiales, Aspergillaceae. Gene Ontology annotation, cellular component: SCF ubiquitin ligase complex. Gene Ontology annotation, molecular function: protein binding.